Messenger RNA from Oncorhynchus mykiss (rainbow trout), 4971 nucleotides. NCBI's taxonomy places the organism in Eukaryota, Metazoa, Chordata, Actinopteri, Salmoniformes, Salmonidae. The record is from RefSeq and is a predicted model, not a curated record.
UUAGAUGUAUUGAGCAUGCUUUUGAGUCUGAUAGAAAAGUUUAUAUGAAUUUGAAAUCACUUAGAAAAGUAUCGUUGGAAUUAUAUAUAUUUUUUAAACAGCUUUUUAGUCAAGAUUCUAGAAAGUUGCAGGCUUCUUAUCUUGAACGCAACUCCUAUGGAAUCCGCUACGCAAACUACGUAGUUGCUGUCAAAGUUUCCCGCGAAACUACUGCACAUGCAAAUCUAUAUCAAAACAUUUCUGCACUGGUGAUAUCCUUCAACUGGGUAACCCAGCAGUCUCUUAGCACCUUACCAAUAAGAGCAGAGGAGCAGUCAUCUCGUGGCAGUUCAGCAGCCUGUUCCUGAUAUUGUCGCAGGCAUCUAAAAGUCAAGACGGGCCAUGAGUGAGGUCCAGGAUAGAGAUUGUGAUCCCCAGAACUCCCAUGUUGACAGAAGAUGGGACAGUCAGUUGUCAGUCCUCCCAGACAAGCUACAACAGAGACUGAUGCCAUUCCAAAAGGAGGGGGUCAAAUUCGCCCUAUCAAAGAAUGGAAGGUGUAUGAUCACAGAUGAGAUGGGUCUAGGGAAGACGGUGCAGGCUAUCUCUGUGGCCUACGUCUACAGACAGGAGUGGCCUCUGCUCGUCGUGGUGCCCUCCUCUCUAAAGUACCUCUGGAUCGAGGAGAUGGAGAGGUGGAUCCCUGAGCUCAACCCUGGAGAUAUCAACCUGGUGGAGACCAAGAGUGACACGCUGGGGAUCAGUAGCAGUAAGGUAACAGUGUUGGGUUAUGGGCUGCUCACCACAGACGCACGCCCCCUGGUGGAGGCGCUGACCAGACAGAGGUUUAAUGUGGUGGUGGUGGAUGAGUCCCACUACCUCAAGUCCAGGAACGCAGCCAGGUCUAAGAUACUGGUACCACUCAUCCAGAACGCCAAGCGGGCCAUCCUACUGACGGGCACCCCGGCCCUAGGACGGCCAGAGGAGCUCUUUAUGCAGAUAGAGGCUCUCUAUCCUAGGAUGUUUGGAACGUGGAGUGACUACGCCAAACAAUACUGUAACGCCCACUACAGGUUCUUUGGUAACAGGAGACAGUGGGACUGUCGUGGUGCCUCUCAUCUUGAGGAGCUCCACCAGCGUCUCAGUGAGAUCAUGAUCCGGAGGCUGAAGGUCCAGGUCCUCCCCCAGCUACCCCCCAAAAUACGCCAGCGCAUCCCCUUCGACCUGCACAAAGACGCUGCCAAGGAGGCGAGCGGCAGCUUGGAGGAGUGGGAACGCCUGAUGAGGACCAUGGGUUCGGGGGUCUCUGCCACGGACAACCCCUUCACUGAAGUCAUGGGGCUCGUGACACGCAUGUACAAACAGACCGCCAUCGCUAAGGCCGGAGCAGUGAAAGACUACAUAAAGAUGCUGCUGGAGACUGAGAAGUUAAAGUUCCUGGUGUUCGCUCAUCACCUGACCAUGCUACAGGCAUGUACCGAGGCUGUCAUCGAAGCCAAGGCCAGUUACAUCCGUAUCGAUGGCAGUGUUCCGUCCUCAGAGCGUAUCCACUUGGUUCACCAGUUCCAGAAUGACCCUGAGACGCGCGUGGCCGUUCUCAGCAUACAGGCUGCUGGGCAGGGCCUGACGUUCACAGCGGCCACUCACGUGGUGUUUGCUGAGCUGUACUGGAACCCUGGCCAUGUGAAGCAGGCUGAGGACCGGGCGCACCGCAUCGGACAGACCGCCUCCGUCCACGUGCACUACCUCAUCGCCAAGGGAACCUUUGACACCGUCAUGUGGGGCAUGCUCAACAGGAAGGAAACGGUAACGGGCAGUACUCUGAACGGUAAGAAGGAGUACUUAAAGGCAGAGUUGGGGGAUAAGGACAAAUGGGACUUCCUGAAUUUCGCCGAGGCGUGGACACCAAGCGAGACGACCCUGGCAGCAGGAGGAGUGGUUGACAAUGACAAAGAUCCUGUGUUCUUUAACCAUUUUGAGAAGGACAAACAGCACGACAUCCGUUCGUUCUUCUCUCCGGACGCGGGUAAAGAGAAGAAGAGGAAAAGAACAGAGGGUGAGGUUUCCCCCAUUACCCCCUCAGAGAAGGAGGGUCCUAUAGAUGUGGAGAAAAACUACAACUCCCAAGAUCCCCCUGACCUCCAGGACCUAGACUUCUCUCCCCUGGUGAAGAGGCUGCGGCUGCCCACCUCCACCCUCACCCCCAGCGCUACCCACAGCCCCAGGUCUCGUCUUGGGGGGAAAAGGAAGUCCCUCCAUGGGGGGAGAGACACCAGCAGCAGCCCCCUGGCCUCUCUGUUUACCCCCCGUCGGCUCUCUGAGAAAGGGACCCCGAAACCAAGGUUGAGCCUCAGACCAGGACUACCAGAUCAGGGGAAGGGAGAUCAGUGGAGCUGUGGGGCCUGUACUUACUCCAACAACAUCCUGCUCCUUUACUGUGAGGUGUGUGAGUCCCCACUCCACAGGCCCAGCACUGCUCCAGACUCACAAUCUACAGGUUCACCUGCUGUGUCCCCAGGCUCCAGGCCUGAUCAGUUCACCCCUAGAGAACACCCCUGGAUCGUCCUCUCUGGGUCGGACAGCAAGCAGGAGGACCCCCCCUGUCCUGGUCCUGCCUCUCCCGGGACAACUGAACCACAGACAGACGGUCAACAGAGAGGGCUGGAGGAGGAGAAGCUCAAAGGCAAACAAUCACCAGGAGAGAACCAGUCAGCCCCUCAUGAGCACACUGAUGCCCAGACAGACAGUGUAUUUAGUCCUGCUGAUGGUGAUGCUACGGCCAGUCUCCCCCUGUACCCCAACAUGAAGUUCUGCGCCAGUAAGAACACUGAGCGUAUCUACCUUUACUCCCAGGAGGACAGUCCACUGCACUGGAAUUUCAUUCCUCUGGACAUUAAGCUGGACAGCUGGGAGGACCUGCCUGAAGCCUUCAGACGCAGAGAGAACAGGACACAGAUAUUGAGGUUUGUUCAGCAGUGGAGCACUCUGACAGCCAUGAAGCAGAGACUGAUCCGCCGCAGUGGUCUCCUGUUCUGCAGCCCAGUCCUGGUCCUGGACCAACUGACCAGCACCCAGCGCAAACACAGCAGCACCAAGAGGUAUCUAACCAAAGAAGAUGUGUCCCAGGCCUCUCUCAGUAAGGCUCAGUGUGAUGGAGGAACUGUCCGCACGAUCAACAAGGAGAUCUUCUUCACCAAGAGGAGAACUGCCUCUAUGUCACGACCCAACACCUCUGCCUCCGUCCCAGAGAAACCAUCCGAGGUGCACCCAGAGCCUCCUGUUGGUGCUCCUGAGGGCCCGUCAGAGGCUGAAGCUGGGUACCUGCAGGUGCUGGACAGUGAGGGUCGACCCUUGUGUCUGUCCUGCCACAAGGCCUGUGGGUCCACCGGAGGAGCCUGGGACACCUGUUUCUGUAGCCAGACGUGUCAGGAGGAGUUCCAGCUGCGCUCCAGCCAGGCCUACAUGCGUGCCCGGGUACUGCAGACGGAACAGGGGGUGUGUCAGAGCUGCGGCCUGCAAGCCCACCAGCUGUACCUGAAGGUCCGCGACGCCCCGCCCACACACAGGAAGGAGAUGCUAGAGAACACCGGGCUGGCCCAGCUGUCACUCAAACAGCUGAAUGAGAUGAUCCGUGCCCCCGCGGAGGGUCAGUUCUGGCAGGUGGACCACAUCCGACCCGUCUACAGUGGGGGAGGACAGUGUUCCCUGGACAACCUACAGACACUCUGCACUGUCUGCCACAGAACCAGGACAGCUCAGCAAGCCAAGGACAGAAGCCAGAUGAAGAAAGGACUGGCAGCCUCCAAGGUGGCUUCAGACAUCACUCGCUUCUUCAUAAAGAAAUGAACCAAGGAAGGAAGGAGGGAAAGUUGGAGGAGUACUGAGUGACAUAGGAAGGAUGCUUCUUCAGUGUGUUGUCAUCUCUGUGAAGAAGGCUACAUGUCACAGUUGGUUCUCAAUGCUGCCACUGAUGUCCGUGUUAUGGAUUCACCAGCAAUCCAAUGUAGAGGAACAUCGCCUCCUUCCUUUAAUGACAUCAUGUUUAAGUUGGAUCAUUGAGAGUGUUGAUGUGAAGACUGUUCUUUCAGGGGUGUUUUUUUGUUGAGUUACCUGAAUAUAUUUUGACUAAAACACUGCUGCCUGUAUCAAAUGCAAAGGUUCCUAAUGAGCAGCUACGCUCCUUCCCAUGUUGUCCCCGAACCGUCAGCAGUGAGCCUGGGUUGAUUUAUAACGGGCUUAUCUAGCUCAGAUACAGGCUGAACUGAACCAAGCUGGGCAGGCUGCUGCCUGUUUGAGUUGCCAGCCUGCCUGCAUGCCUGCCGAGCGCUCGCUGCUAUUUUAGGUUGUGCAAACUUGGUAGAAAAACCCUGAUAUGUGUGAUGCUCUAGUUUACAUCUUGACAGGAUAUCACAAGUGUUUUCCUUUAUGUCCUCUACAUGUAGGCUAGUUGAUAGUGUCUUUAUGUCCUCUACAUGUAGUCUAGUUGAUAGUGUCUUUAUGUCCUCUAUAUGUAGGCUAGUUGAUAGUGUCUUUAUGUCCUCUACAUGUAGUCUAGUUGAUAGUGUCUUCAUGUCCUCUACAUGUAGUCUAGUUGAUAGUGUCUUCAUGUCCUCUACAUGUAGUCUAGUUGAUAGUGUCUUUAUGUCCUCUACAUGUAGGCUAGUUGAUAGUGUCUUUAUGUCCUCUACAUGUAGGCUAGUUGAUAGUGUCUUUAUGUCCUCUACAUGUAGGCUAGUUGAUAGUGUCUUUAUGUCCUCUACAUGUAGGCUAGUUGAUAGUGUCUUUAUGUCCUCUACAUGUAGGCUAGUUGAUAGUGUCUUUAUGUCUUCUACAUGUAGUCUAGUUGAUAGUGUCUUUAUGUCCUCUACAUGUAGUCUAGUUGAUAGGUUUUCUGUGAUGUCUACUGUUUUAGCAGGAGUCUUGGAUUUGUUAGACUGAGCAUGAAUGGAUGAACAAACUCGACUGAAAUGAAAAUAAAACUCUAUUAUUAUC